CAACAACAACACCAACAACAACAUAUUGAUUCACCAAUAACAAAAUUCUUUUAUAAUUCAACAAUUCUUAUAACUGGUGGUAAUGGUUUCCUUGGAAAAAUUUUAAUAUAUAAACUUUUAAAAACAUUUACAUUAAAAAGGAUAUUUAUUUUAAUAAGAACAAAGGAUAAUUUAAAUAUUAAAGAACGUUUGGAAAAAUUAUUCAAUGAACCUAUUUUCGAUGAUAUACGUAAGAAUCAAGAAGAACUACUUGAAUUAGUACAUCCAAUAAGAAUCGAUUAUAAUUCAGAUGAAAUGUUUUCAAAUUCAGAUCGAAAAUUAUUAAUUGAAAAUGUAGAGAUUGUUUUUAAUUUGGUUGCAUCUGUUAGAUUUAAUGAGAAAUUAUCUGAUGCUAUUGGUAUUAAUCUAUUGGGUACCAAAAAAAUAAUAAAUUUAGUUGAGGCAAUGACACAUUUGAAGUCAUUUGUUCAUAUUUCAACUUUAUAUUGUAAUUGUAAUCGGAAAUUUAUUGGUGAAAAGAUUUACAAACCAAAUUUUGAUUAUAAAGCUCUCAUUAAGCUUAAUGAAACUUUAAAUCGUGAUGAAUUGGAGAAAAUUAAACAUUGUAUUAUUGGUACAUUACCGAAUAGUUAUACGUUAACGAAAAAUUUGGCUGAAUGUUUAGUAAAGCAUACAAUAUUUGGUAAAAUUCCUGUUGGAAUUUUUAGACCACCAGUAGUAAUGUCAAUAUAUAAGGAUCCAAUACCUGGUUGGACUGAUAAUAUUUAUGGACCAUCUGGUAUAUGCUUAUGGAUUGCAUGUGGUAUUAUAAGAUGUGCAAUUGGUGAUCCAAAUAAUCGUACUAAUAUGGUACCAGUAGAUUAUGUUAUAAAUGCAUUAAUAACAAGUGCAUGGGAUAUAUCAACAAGAUAUCAAAUGAGAAAAUGUGAGUCAAGUGAGAUACCUGUCUACAACUAUGUAUUCAAAUCAAAUAAUAUAACAUGGAAUCAGUAUAUAAGUUUGGCACGUAAGGGAUUUCAUGAACCAUUUGGUAAACAAAUGUGGUGCUUUUCUUUCAUAUUAUUUCGUUGGAAAUGGUUAUACAAAAUCGGUGAUUUUUUCCUACACAUGAUACCAGGAUAUAUUUUUGAUUUAAUUGCUCUUGCUCGAGGAAAACAGAGGAUAUUUAAAAAAUCUCAUGAAAAACGUGAAAAAAUCUUACAUACAAUGGGUUGGUUCAGUUUACAAAAUUGGGAUUAUUCAAAUAAAAAUAUUAUUGAAAUGUAUAAUAGAAUGACACCCAAAGAUCGUAAACUAUUUGAAUUACAUUGGGAUACAAUUAAUUGGUCAGAAUAUUUUAAAAAUUAUUUAAGUGGAAUACGAAAAUAUUAUUUAAAAGAAAAAAAUGAAAAAUUGGAAAAACGUAAAGCAAUGAUGAAAAUGAUUAGUUUAAGUAUUUCGCCGCCCCAAUCACUUAAUAAUUUAUGUUAA
Condylostylus longicornis is the source of this 1470-nucleotide messenger RNA. RefSeq names its product fatty acyl-CoA reductase wat. The record is from RefSeq and is a predicted model, not a curated record. Gene Ontology annotation, cellular component: peroxisome. The transcript has 10 exons. Lineage: Eukaryota; Metazoa; Arthropoda; Insecta; Diptera; Dolichopodidae. The annotation marks the transcript as partial. Gene Ontology annotation, biological process: long-chain fatty-acyl-CoA metabolic process. Gene Ontology annotation, molecular function: alcohol-forming very long-chain fatty acyl-CoA reductase (NADP+) activity.